UAGAGCGAUUAGUGGGAGAAUCACUCGUAUGGAUCCGGAUCAAUCUGGCAACCCAGACUGGCAGCAGCCUUUUUGAGCCUCUUGAAUUUCAUUCAUUCGUUCGGAGGAGACGGACGCCGGAGCGGCACGAGACACUGACAGUCCGAGACGCGUCUGCACUGCACGAGCUGAGCCUCAUCCUCAUCCUCAUCCUCCCAGCGCCGUGAGGAAGGUGCGCCUCUGACACACCGGCCCAUGAUGUGACCACCAAAGAGAAUGUUAUCCUCAGUCCACCGGUAGCAGGAGAAAAGGACCACAGCUUCAGUCUUUGUGAAACUGACCUGAUGUCUCUGAGAAUGGAGGAACAUGACGAUGCUGGACUUAAAUGUCCUAUGACGAAACUUCUGUUUCUGAUUUGUUUUUCUUCCAUCUUCUUGUCUGUCUGUUCUUGUGAGAACCUUAAUGUCUUCCAGUCUGAGAGACCUGAAUGGAGUCUGAGUCACCUGGCUGUCCACCAGGCGAGUGGUGCGGUGUACGUGGGUGGAGUCAACCGCGUGUACAAGCUCUUGCCCGAUCUGUCGCCACUGAUCACGCACAACACCGGGCCGGAGCUGGACAACCAGGCCUGUUAUCCUCCUCUGAUCAUGCAGCCGUGCUCUGAGCCUCUUGCCAGAACCGACAAUGUCAACAAGCUCCUGCUUGUCGACGACCUGCACAACCGCCUACUGGCAUGUGGUAGCCUCUACCAGGGCGUGUGCAAGAUCCUGAGACUGGAUGAUCUGUUCAUCUUGGCCGAACCGUCUCACAAAAAGGAGCACUACUUCUCCAGCUUGAACCAGACCGGCGGCAUGAGCGGCGUGAUCGUCAGCCGAGAUCGAGGCAGAGACCGCGAGAGAGACGCCACUCUGUACAUCGGCACGUCUGUUGGAGGCAAACAGGACUACUUCCCUACAAUCUCGAGCCGAAAGCUGCCUAAAGACCCAGAAUCGGCAGCCAUGUUGGACUAUGAGCUUCACACCGACUUUGUUUCAUCGCUAGUCAAGAUUCCGUCUGAUACGUUAGCUCUGGUUACACACUUCGACAUUGACUACGUGUACGGUUUCUCCAGCGGCAGCUUUGUGUACUUCCUGACGGUGCAGCCGGAGACAGAGACCCCUGGAGAGCUCUUUUAUACGUCGCGUGUGGUUCGACUCUGCAAAGGUGACGAUAAGUUCCAUUCGUACGUCUCCCUGCCGGUGGGCUGUGUGAAGAACAGAGUAGAGUAUCGUCUGCUGCAGGCAGCAUUUCUGGCUAAAGCCGGGAGCGUCAUGGCCGCCGCCCUGAACGUCACCGAGCGAGACGAUGUGCUCUUCGCUGUCUUCUCCAAAGGACAGAAACAGUAUCAGAGACCAUCAGACGACUCAACGCUCUGCAUUUUCACCAUCAGGGAUAUUAAUGCACGGAUUAAAGAGAGACUGAGGUCAUGCUAUCAGGGGGAAGGAAACCUGGAGCUGCACUGGCUUCUGGGAAAAGACGUUCAGUGCACAAAAGCGCCGGUGCCUAUAGGAGAUGUUUUCUGUGGUUUGGACAUUAAUCAGCCUCUCGGUGGUUCAGAGCUUGUUUCAGGUUUCCCUGUUUACACUGAGACAUUAGAGCGUCUUACUGCUGUGUCUGCGUACGUGUACAACGGCUACAGCGUGGCUUUCCUCGGCACCCGAUCUGGGAACAUCCGUAAGGUGCGUGUAGACGGCGUGUCUGCGCUCCUCUAUGAGACGGUGAAGGUGAUGAAGGAUGGAAGUUCUGUUCUUCCUGACAUGGCCUUUUCUCCAGAUCACCAUCACCUGUACACCAUGAGCCGCACCCAGGUGGUCCAGGUACCAGUGGAACACUGUGAACAGUAUUCGCGGUGUGAGGAGUGUUUGAGAUCAGGAGAUCCACACUGCGGCUGGUGUGUCCUCCACAACAAGUGUGUGAGACGGGACCGCUGCGAGCGCUCAGACGAACCUUUCCGAUUCACUGAUGUGAUUGGGCGAUGUGUAAAAGUCUCCGCCUACCCGGACAACGUGGCGAUGUCAGAACAUGGCGUCCCUCUGCUGCUGGAGGUUAGUAACGUUCCUGACCUUUCUGCUGGGGUCACCUGCUCCUUUGGAAACCUGGCAAAGGUCGAAGGUCAUGUCAGCGGGAACAGCAUCAUGUGUCUGUCUCCGACUGCCCAGGAUGUCCCGCUGAUCCCCGCUGACCGAGACUGGUCAGGUGUGGAGUUAAAGGUUGUUUCUAAGGAGACGGGUCAUAUGUUGGUGAGCACAGAGGUGAAGUUCUACAACUGCAGCACACACACCAUGUGUUUGUCAUGUGUGAGCAGUGCAUUUCAGUGUCACUGGUGUAAAUACAGAAACACCUGCACACAUGACCCGAACAGCUGCUCCUUCCUCGAGGGACAUGUCAAUGCAUCAGAGUUGUGUCCUCAGCUGGUGAGCUCAGGGGAGGUGGUGAUUGCAGCAGGAGACGUGAAGCCAAUCACGCUGAAGGCCCGGAACCUUCCACAGCCUCAAUCAGGGCAGAGAGGCUACGAGUGUGUGUUCAACAUCCAGGGAGUGACACACAGAGUUACGGCCCUGCGCUUUAACAGCACCAGUGUACAGUGUCAGAACCGCUCGUAUGUGUACGAGGGGAUGAAGGUCAGUGAGCUGGCAGUUGAUCUGUCCAUCAUGUGGAACAACAACUUCAUCAUCGACAAUCCUGAGAGAAUUAAAGUGCAUCUGUAUAAGUGUGGUGCUCAAAGGGAAAGCUGUGGUGUGUGUCUGAAGGCUGAGCGAAGGUUCUCUUGUGGUUGGUGUGAGAGCGAGAGUCGCUGUAUGCUGCGUAAACACUGCACGUCACCAGGAGCGUCACUCGGCUCCCCGUGGCUCGGACCGAACCAACACCACAAGUGUACACACCCCCGCAUCACAGAGGUGUAUCCUCUGUCUGGUCCUCCUCAUGGCGGGACCAUGGUGACGAUCCGGGGUGUGAACCUUGGCAUGUCUCUGUCAGAGCUGCAGGGGCGAGUGGAGGUGGCUGGAGUCCCGUGUCACACCCGAUCUGAGGGUUACAUCACUGCAGAACAGCUGGUAUGUGAGAUGGAUUCAGCACCUAUGGGCAGUUCUCCUGGUCCAGUGCAGCUGUGUGUGUCAGAAUGCAGGCCAGAGCUAAGCACACACUCCUCUCAGCUCUACACAUUUGUGAGCCCCAGUGUGUCAGCGCUGACCCCGAACCGAGGGCCCGUUUCUGGAGGAACCAAGGUAACCAUACUGGGUCAGAACCUGAGCGCAGGCAGCAGUGUGAAUGUACGCUUCGGAAACAACACCUGUGAGUUUUCCAGUCGGAGUGCCACAGAGAUCGUUUGUGUUUCAGCACCUUCUCUUUACAGCGAGGGCUCAGUUCUGGUUCAGGUCGGAGUUGAUCGGGCCGAGCUUAACACCAAACUGAGCUUCGAGUACAUUGAGGAUCCAACAGUACAGAGCAUAGAACCUGAGUGGAGCAUCACCAGUGGACACACCACCAUUACAGUGACCGGCACUAAUCUAGAUGUGGUGCAGGAGCCUCGGGUUCGUGUUAAAUACAGCGGGCGUGAGUUUGUGAACGUGUGUGAAGCGGUAAACUCCACCUCAAUCCGCUGCUCUGCUCCGCCUCUGACGGCUGAUGUUGCCCUGGGGCAGGAUUCAGUGAAGCAGGCAGACGAGUUUGGCUUCAUCUUCAAUAACGUACAUGCUCUGCUCACUUACAACAGCACCAGCUUCGUUUAUUACCCCAAUCCCUCAUUUGAACCUCUGAGUGCGUCUGGAGCGCUGCAGCAGAAACCGGGAUCACCCAUCAUUCUCAAAGGCAGGAAUCUGGUUCCAUCAGCACCAGGAGGUUCCAAACUGAACUACACUGUCCUGGUUGGUGAUGUUCCCUGCCUCAUCACCGUCUCUGAGACACAGCUGCUGUGUGAACCACCUCCUCUGACCGGCCAGCACAGAGUCACGGUCCAAGUGGGUGGUCUCCAACUGUCUCCAGGUUCAGUUCACAUCCAGUCAGACAGUCUCCUUACGUUACCCGCCAUCUUCAGCAUUGCAGCAGGGGGAGGCCUGCUCUUCAUCAUCGUCAUCCUCGUACUGAUUGCCUACCGACGCAAGUCACACGAGAACGACCUCACACUCAAGCGGCUGCAUAUGCAAAUGGACAACUUGGAGUCAAGAGUGGCUCUGGAAUGCAAAGAAGCUUUUGCAGAGCUCCAGACAGACAUAAACGAGCUGACGAGUGAUCUGGACCGGGCUGGAAUCCCACACCUGGAUUACCGCACCUAUAUCAUGAGGAUCCUGUUUCCAGGCAUGGACGACCACCCGGUGCUCCGAGAGCUGGAGGUGGCGGGCUGUGGGCAGCAGCGUGUAGAAAAGGCUCUGAAGCAGCUGGGCCAGCUGGUGAACAAUAAGACAUUUGUGCUGUCAUUUAUCCACACACUGGAGCUGCAGCGCUCGUUCUCCAUGCGCGAUCGUGGCUACGUGGCGUCACUCAUCAUGACUGCGUUGCACAACAGACUAGAGUUCAUCACUGACAUCCUCAAACAGCUGCUCUCUGAGCUCAUCACCAAGAGCAUGGAGAGCAAGAACCACCCCAAACUACUGCUGCGCCGGACGGAGUCAGUAGCAGAGAAGAUGCUGACAAAUUGGUUUGCCUUCUUGCUUCACAAGUUCCUGAAGGAGUGUGUGAGUGAGCCGCUCUUCAUGCUGUACUGUGCUAUAAAGCAGCAGAUGGAGAAAGGGCCGAUUGACGCUGUCACAGGAGAGGCUCGUUACUCGCUCAGUGAGGACAAACUCAUCCGCCAACAGAUUGACUACAAAACAUUGACGGUUUGCUGUGUGGAUGGAGAUCAGGAGAAUGGGGGUAUGGAGGUGGUGGUGAAGGUGAUAAACUGUGACACCAUCACACAGGUGAAGGAGAAAAUUCUUGAUGCCAUCUAUAAGAACAUCCCAUACUCUCAGAGGCCACGUGCAGGAGACAUGGAUUUGGAAUGGCGUCAAGGGCGCACAGCACGUGUGGUCCUACAGGACGAGGACAUCACCACUAAAAUCGAAAACGACUGGAAACGACUCAACACACUCGUGCACUAUCAGGUAUCUGAUCGUUGUGUGGUGGCUCUGGUACCUAAGCAGACGUCCUCUUACAACAUCUCAACGUCAGCCAGCUUUCCUCGGAGCUUCAGCCGAUACGAUUCAGUCCUACGCUCCGUGUCAGGGGGCAGUCCAGAGCUCUCGCGCUCCCGAGUGCCAAUGAUUACACCAGACCUGGAGAGCGGAGUUAAAGUUUGGCAUCUGGUCAAAAACCACGAACAUGGAGACCAAAAAGAAGCUGAGCGUGGCAGCAAGAUGGUGUCUGAGAUCUAUCUUACCCGCCUUCUGGCCACCAAGGGCACGUUGCAGAAGUUUGUAGAUGAUCUGUUCGAGACGCUCUUCAGCACGGCCAAUCGUGGCAGCGCGCUCCCGCUCGCCAUCAAAUAUAUGUUCGACUUCCUGGACGAGCAGGCGGACAAACAUGGCAUCCACGACCCUGACGUCCGUCACACGUGGAAGAGUAACUGUCUUCCUCUGCGUUUCUGGGUGAACGUCAUCAAAAACCCACAGUUUGUGUUCGACAUCCAUAAGAACAACAUUACGGAUGCGUGUUUGUCUGUCGUGGCUCAGACCUUCAUGGACUCGUGCUCAACUUCGGAACAUCGACUCGGCAAAGACUCGCCUUCGAACAAACUCCUCUAUGCUAAAGACAUCCCGCACUAUAAGAGCUGGGUAGAGCGGUACUAUGCCGAUAUAAGCCGUCUACCGUCCAUCAGCGAUCAGGACAUGAAUGCGUAUUUGGCCGAGCAGGCGCGUCUUCAUUCACACGAGUUUAACACACUCAGUGCCUUGCACGAGAUCUAUGCCUACAUCAGGAAGUACAGCCUGGAGAUAGUGCAGUCUCUGAAGCAGGACACAUUGGCCCAGAAACAAAGACUCGCCUACAAACUGGAGCAGCUCAUUGCGGAUAUGGACCACGAGAGCUGAUCUGAAGUGAAAAAAAAACCCAAACAAACAAAAAACAAAAACAAGAACAAAAAGGGCCACAGACUGAUCAACUGAAUCAUCUGAAAGAGAACUGAACUGAGAUCACGGGUCAUGGUGACGAGUCGUGGUGCGAUCGCCUUCCAUCUCCGUAUCGAAGGUUUCACUCCAACAUGACGUUUGCUUUAUAUUUUCAUUCAAAAUCAAGAGACAUUAAAUACCAUAAUACGAACUAUCUACCUAGCUUUUUGUGCUAGAAUAGUAAACAUAAAACAAUGCAAGAGACGUAGAACUAGUUCAGAUCUCCUUAUCACAGCUACUCAAGUCUACAGAACAGAUCGAGGUUAUACCAUAAAUAUCACCAUCUACUGCGUGAAGUGGAAAGCGCCGGUUCUCAAAAGGCACCUUAAGCAAAGGACACGUUAAAAUAUUACAGCCUAUGCGUUAGAAUUUCAGACAUUCUUUCACUUUCAUGUACACGUUUGCUAAUGCAGAGAUUUUGGGUUUACAUUAUGCAUGACAGAAAUAUGCCCGUAUUUAUUCUCGCAAAAAAUUCAUUAACAUCUUUAUUAACUUCAGUGUGUGUGACUCGUGUCUGUAACGGAUAUAAACUCGAGAGCAGAACAAGUGUGUGAAGCCGCCUGAAGUCCAUGACCUUUGACGCGGAUUAAUUUUUAAUUACACCAGUACAUAAGCUCUGUUUAUAUGGACCAAUGGUUUAGCUAGGGCCAAAGGUCAUGUCUUUUAAAAUAGUAUGAAGGCUCAAGCGUAUGUAAGUGUGUGUUGUUUACACGUUAAAAAAACGAAAAACAUGAGUGUAAUUUGUUUUUCCAUCACUGUACUGAUGAGCUUCCAAUGUCUUUUUAACCAAACCUUCCUUUUCUAACACGUGUGAUGGUCUUUUGUCCGUGCUGGUUGGUUAUCACGCAUGACACAUAUGACGCUUUGGAACGAAACUUAUUUGUAAGAUGUCAAAUGGAGCUGUAUUUAAAAAAAAAAAACAAAAAGUAUUGUUCAUAAUUCUGAAAUAUUCAAACUUGACUACUGCUGUCAUAAUUCACACUUAUUGGUUUAUUAGUUGUUUAAAUGUAUUUAUUAUUUUACAUAAAACAUUUUAUUGUGCUGUUAUGUUUUGCUGGUUCUUAUUUAUUUGUUCUUUGGUUUAAUGUGU
Messenger RNA from Tachysurus vachellii, 7185 nucleotides. RefSeq names its product plexin-A2-like. Gene Ontology annotation, cellular component: semaphorin receptor complex. The transcript has 32 exons. Gene Ontology annotation, biological process: negative regulation of cell adhesion; regulation of cell migration; semaphorin-plexin signaling pathway involved in axon guidance. Gene Ontology annotation, molecular function: semaphorin receptor activity; protein binding. The record is from RefSeq and is a predicted model, not a curated record. Bases 324 to 6017 code for a protein of 1897 amino acids. NCBI's taxonomy places the organism in Eukaryota, Metazoa, Chordata, Actinopteri, Siluriformes, Bagridae.